This is a messenger RNA of Condylostylus longicornis, 330 nucleotides long. RefSeq names its product pupal cuticle protein-like. Gene Ontology annotation, cellular component: chitin-based extracellular matrix. Lineage: Eukaryota; Metazoa; Arthropoda; Insecta; Diptera; Dolichopodidae. The record is from RefSeq and is a predicted model, not a curated record. Gene Ontology annotation, molecular function: structural constituent of chitin-based larval cuticle. The transcript is spliced from 2 exons. The coding region runs from base 1 to 330 and encodes 109 amino acids.
AUGAAAAUUGUUUUUAUUGCAAUUUUUGCUAUCACAUCGGCUGAUGAUAAUGAAAUUUUAAAUAAAAAUUAUGAUUUAAAAGAAGAUGGUUCAUACGGUUGGGAAUAUGAAACUGGUAACGGAAUAAGUGCAUCUGAAAAUGGUAAAGGUGGUGAAUUUGCAAAAGGUGUUUUCGAAUGGACUAGUCCAGAAGGUGAACAUGUUUCAAUUCAAUAUACAGCUGACGAAAACGGUUAUCAACCAUCUGGAUCACAUGUACCAGCUGUACCAGAUUAUAUUGUAAGAGCUUUAGAAUACAUCAAAGCUCAUCCACCACCACCAGAAAAAUAA